Molecule: messenger RNA, 1903 nt
Organism: Ochotona curzoniae (black-lipped pika)
Lineage: Eukaryota; Metazoa; Chordata; Mammalia; Lagomorpha; Ochotonidae
Gene: CCT2
Product: chaperonin containing TCP1 subunit 2
Exons: 16
Coding region: 78-1685 (535 amino acids)
Biological process (GO): protein folding
Cellular component (GO): chaperonin-containing T-complex; cytosol
Molecular function (GO): ATP binding; ATP hydrolysis activity; ATP-dependent protein folding chaperone
Source: RefSeq, a predicted model, not a curated record
CGGCUUCCUCUUGGCGGCUGGCUCAGGCCACGAGCGGUGUGGGCCUCGCGUGUGUCCCGAACGAACGCCUCGACACCAUGGCUUCCCUGUCCCUGGCGCCCGUGAACAUCUUCAAGGCUGGAGCGGAUGAAGAGAGAGCGGAGACCGCGCGUCUGUCGUCUUUCGUUGGAGCCAUCGCCAUCGGAGACCUGGUGAAGAGCACCUUGGGACCCAAGGGCAUGGAUAAGAUUCUUCUAAGCAGUGGACGGGAAUCCUCUCUUAUGGUAACCAAUGACGGGGCCACUAUUCUGAAAAACAUCGGUGUUGACAACCCAGCUGCUAAAGUCUUAGUUGAUAUGUCAAGGGUUCAAGAUGAUGAAGUUGGUGAUGGUACUACUUCCGUCACUGUUUUGGCAGCAGAAUUGCUCAGGGAAGCAGAAACUUUAAUUGCAAGAAAGAUUCACCCACAGACCAUCAUUGCUGGUUGGAGAGAAGCCACAAAGGCUGCGAGAGAGGCCCUGUUGAACUCUGCAGUAGAUCAUGGUUCUGAUGAAGUUAAAUUCCGUCAAGAUUUGAUGAAUAUUGCAGGAACAACAUUAUCCUCAAAACUUCUUACUCAUCACAAAGAUCACUUCACUAAGCUUGCUGUAGAAGCUGUUCUCAGAUUGAAGGGCUCUGGUAACCUGGAGGCAAUUCACAUCAUCAAGAAGCUUGGAGGGAGUCUGGCUGAUUCGUACUUGGAUGAAGGCUUUCUUUUGGAUAAAAAAAUUGGAGUGAAUCAACCAAAGCGGAUUGAAAAUGCUAAAAUUCUUAUUGCAAAUACUGGAAUGGAUACAGACAAAAUAAAGAUAUUUGGUUCCCGAGUAAGGGUUGAUUCUACAGCAAAGGUUGCAGAAAUAGAGCAUGCCGAAAAGGAAAAAAUGAAGGAGAAAGUUGAACGUAUUCUUAAGCAUGGGAUCAAUUGCUUUAUUAACAGGCAGUUGAUUUAUAAUUAUCCUGAGCAGCUCUUUGGUGCCGCUGGUGUCAUGGCUAUUGAACAUGCAGAUUUUGCUGGGGUGGAACGCCUAGCUCUUGUCACAGGUGGUGAAAUUGCCUCUACCUUUGAUCACCCAGAACUGGUUAAGCUUGGAAGUUGCAAGCUUAUUGAGGAAGUCAUGAUUGGAGAAGAUAAGCUCAUUCACUUUUCUGGAGUUGCCCUUGGUGAGGCUUGCACUAUUGUUUUGCGUGGUGCCACUCAGCAAAUUCUAGAUGAAGCAGAAAGAUCUCUGCAUGAUGCUCUGUGCGUUCUUGCCCAAACUGUAAAGGAUUCUAGAACGGUUUACGGAGGAGGCUGUUCUGAGAUGCUGAUGGCUCAUGCUGUGACACAGCUUGCCAAUAGAACACCAGGCAAAGAAGCUGUUGCAAUGGAGUCCUAUGCUAAAGCGCUGAGGAUGCUGCCAACCAUCAUAGCUGACAAUGCAGGCUAUGACAGCGCAGAUCUGGUUGCACAGCUCCGAGCUGCUCACAGUGAAGGCAAUGUUACUGCUGGACUGGAUAUGAAAGAAGGCACUAUUGGUGAUAUGGCAGUACUUGGUAUAACAGAAAGUUUCCAAGUGAAGCGACAGGUUCUUCUGAGUGCAGCUGAAGCGGCAGAGGUGAUUCUGCGUGUGGACAACAUCAUCAAGGCGGCACCAAGGAAGCGUGUCCCUGAUCACCAUCCCUGCUAAGCAUUCCAUGAUUGUAUGUGAUGGCUCUCUGGACCAGUUCAUAGCUGAGUUGUAUUUGAUAGAUUUCAGCCUCGUGAAGAAGACUGUGGAAUUAAUGUGUAUCUGUGCGCAUUAUAUCCUUUGGUUUGAACAUUUUAGCUGACCUAUUUUAACAUAGGUCUAAUUUAUUUUGUUUCAUUUCUCAUGCAGUACAUUUAAAUAAAAAUUUGCACAGCUUA